GACUAUAUCAGAGCCAACAAUUUGCAAAGACUGUCUGCAUGUGCGUGCAUUGACUACACGUGCAUUGACUACACUACACGUACACAGUAUACCCUGUCUGGUCUAGUACAUCACAGGUCGUGAACUUUGUUCGGUUUUAUGUGUAUUUUUUGGGCCAAAUUAUCGGACAAAAUCCUUUCCAAGACAUCAAACAAUUUUGACUGGUGAAACAUGUCUCUUCUCCAGAACAUGUCAUGGUUCCUAGACGUUCGCACCGUGUUGGUGUGUAUGGUUGUCCUUCUUGCUCUACGCUGGUUCUUGGGGCGACCUAAGAACCUUCCUCCGGGCCCCUGGGGAUUCCCACUCAUCGGUUCCGUUCCGGCCAUUGUACGUGAGAUACGACGAGGCGUGGAACCCCACGAUAUCUUCAUGAGGUAUGCUGCCAAGUACGGGCCCAUGUUUCGUCUGAAAGUCUUCAACAAGACAGUGGUUGUCCUCAAUGACUUCGCCUCCGUGAAGGAAGCUUUCCAACAUCCUCAACUGCAGGACCGACCUAAAGUGCUUUUCACCGAGCUCUUUGACACUGAAGGUGUAGCAGCGGCCUCUGGUGAAAAAUGGAUCGAGCUUCGUCGUUUCUGCUUGACUGUCCUCAGGAGCUUUGGAGUGGGCAAAACGAGCUUCGAGGAGAAGAUCGGAACUGAAGCUGAGGAACUGAUGAAGGAGAUGUCUGCUUUCAACGGAAAGCCCUUUGACCCCAAACCGCUGCUUGGUAAUGCAGUAUCCAACGUCAUCUGUUCUGUCAUUUUCGGGAAGCGCUACGAAUACACAGAUGGAGAGUUUAAGAAGCUUCUGUCCAUGUUGGGAGAAAACGUCAAGUUGUUGGGAUCUGGCGGUGCAUUGGUUUUCUUCCCAGCUCUGCGUCAUGUGCCAUUCAUGUCGACUGACAAGUUGGUAGCGAAUAUUAAGGCUAUACUGACAUUCCUAAUAAAUAACAUUGACAACCAUCGUGCCGCCUUUGACACCGACAAUCUGAACGAUUUCAUCGAUGUAUACCUGAUGGAAAUGAAGAACAAUCAAACAAAACUUAGAAAAGGUAAUGAAAGCAAACAUGGUCAUAUCACUGAACACAGUUUUGCUGGAACCGUUGCGAACCUCUUCGCUGCUGGUUCUGAGACCACAGCCACUACGCUCCAGUGGGCCCUCCUGUACAUGACUGUCUACCCCGAUAUCCAGCAGCGAGUCCAGGCCGAGAUCGACGCCGUGGUCGGUCGCAACCGGCUGCCCAGGAUGGCCGACAAACCCGAACUGAACUUCACUCGAGCCGUCAUCUGGGAGGUUCAACGCUUGAGUCUGGUAGUACCGUUGGGUGUUGCACAUGCUGCUGCCUCAGACACCCAGUUCCAUGGCUCCAUGAUUCCCAAGGGUGCACUCCUUGUCCCCAACUUGUGGGCGGUGGCCCAUGACCCCAAAGUAUGGUCCGAUCCCGAUCAGUUCCAACCCGAGAGAUUCCUCAACGACAAGGGAGAGGCAGUUCAGGCUGAGGAGUUGAUACCGUUUAGCGUUGGUCGUCGGAGCUGCAUUGGUGAGCACCUGGCUAAGAUGGAGUUGUUGGUCUUCUUCAGUUUCUUCCUCCAUCAGUUUACCUUCAAGAAACCGGACGACUCACCCACACUGUCUCUGAAGGGAAGAGGAGGUCUCACCCACUCGCCCAAGGAAUUUAAAAUCUGUGCCAUAAAGCGCGAUUAAGGUUACACAACAUUAUGCAGUCCCUAUAGAUUGACCUGAAAUCCGGGUUCUAUUUUGGCUCAACCCUUUUCCGGGUUAAAAAAAAAAAUUCUUCUGGGUCAAAAUGACAAUGUUCCAGGUUAUUUUGAAGCGGAAACCUUGGCAAAAAGUGUCAUUUUGACCUGGAAAAGUAUCGUUUUUGAUCCGGAAAAGGCUUAGGCCAUUUCAGAACUCGGACCCUUGGUCAAUCUGACCAGCAGGAACAUUUUAGAGUGUACAGGGAGAUGCCGUCGGUUCCACUAUACUCUCCUAAGUCUCCUUUCUUCCUAUUUCCAAUUAAUUUUGUCUGCUAAUUACCGUAACUUUCAAAAGUUAUACCUGGAUCUUGCGAAGUUACCCAGAAAAUUUUUAAUUCUUUUAAUAACUGUACUACCUUCCAAGCACGUUGGUCCUUUUCUUCGCCACUUCAUUCUAAAAACUAACAGAACCGGCACAUCUUACUGUAGAGUUUAGUGUCAAGUGCUUGUCAGUAAAGUUAUGACAUGACUAAAUGACAUGGACUGUUACAUAGGCCUAUAGAACAAUCAACCAAUGUGUCGACUUUGGUCUUUUCAAGAGGUUCUCUAAACACAUUGGAACAGUUGGCUUGUAUAGACCCAUACAGUAAUGUUUCCAUACUGGAACAUUUGGAAUGUCCUACAAAGAACAAUCUAUAGGUUCGAUGUAUAAUUGGAUGUUUUACUUUCAAAUUCGCUCCUUAAAACUGUGAUCACAUUAAAUAAGAAGCACUCAAAGCUGCAGAGCUUAGGUUGUAUAAUGUACAUCAUCACACCUAGUUUUCUAGACUGUGCGCCUGUAUGAUUUAAAUACAACGGUGAUGGUUUCAUUUAAGAAUUGAAUAUUUUUAACCAUUUUGAUAGCUUUUUUAAACCAUUGCUAAAUAUAUAUAAAUAAAUUGUCAAAAGAAUAAGGCACGAAUAGUAAUUCUUAGGAAAGACACUUGAAUGAUUAAAUCAUUUUUUUGGAAAGAAACUUUGAUGUACAUAAACAGUUUGACAAUUGAGUAAAUGAAUGUGGAUUUCUUUGACCCAGACCUUGGAAAUGUGAUAAGUAAAUAAUAAACAAUCUAAACACCGCAUUUUGACAACCUC
This is a messenger RNA of Patiria miniata (bat star), 2855 nucleotides long. RefSeq names its product cytochrome P450 2J6-like. Gene Ontology annotation, molecular function: oxidoreductase activity, acting on paired donors, with incorporation or reduction of molecular oxygen, reduced flavin or flavoprotein as one donor, and incorporation of one atom of oxygen; iron ion binding; heme binding. NCBI's taxonomy places the organism in Eukaryota, Metazoa, Echinodermata, Asteroidea, Valvatida, Asterinidae. Gene Ontology annotation, cellular component: intracellular membrane-bounded organelle; cytoplasm. Bases 211 to 1725 code for a protein of 504 amino acids. The record is from RefSeq and is a predicted model, not a curated record. Gene Ontology annotation, biological process: xenobiotic metabolic process. The transcript is spliced from 2 exons.